Messenger RNA from Andrographis paniculata, 672 nucleotides. Its product is annotated as subtilisin-like protease SBT3.15. Lineage: Eukaryota; Viridiplantae; Streptophyta; Magnoliopsida; Lamiales; Acanthaceae. The coding region runs from base 39 to 479 and encodes 146 amino acids. The record is from RefSeq and is a predicted model, not a curated record. The transcript has 3 exons.
CGGUGCUUAACCUUAAUGGGUAAGAAAAAGCCAAGAACAUGAAUCGAAUCAAAAUCGAAGCGGUCCUUCCUUGGACGGAAUCACUCAUUCACUCACAGAUGAACAGCAACCUUUUCCCUGCAAUCCUACUCGCACAAACAUUAACGCUGCUGCUCUUGCUCCCAAUAAUCCCAUCCAUGGCCGCCCCCCCUUCAUCUGGUUCCUCUUCAUCUGAACCCAAAGUUCACAUCAUCUAUACUGAACGUCCCGAAGGCGUGGAGCCGGAAGCCUACCAUAUCCGGACCCUCACCUCUGUUCUUGGCAGCGAGGAUGCUGCAAAGGAGGCUCUGUUGUACAGCUACAAGCAUGCUGCAAGUGGAUUUUCUGCUAAGCUGACUGCCGACCAGGUCUCUCAGAUUUCGAAACAACCGGGUGUUCUUCAGGUUGUCCCGAGCCAAACUGUCCAGCUGCAUUCUGGACAGGGGAUGAAGCAAGUCUAAAUGACCAGUGGAAUGAAUGCUGCUAUGUGCUAAUAAAAUCAUGUUCUUCAUUUCGUGAGACGAGACUAUAUGCUGUUUAGUAUAGUAGGCGUGAGAUCGAAACAUGUUUAAAUAAAACAAAAUAAGAUGGGAUUGAGUCGACUACAAUGUAUUGCACUGCUGAAUAUGUAAUGAAGUUUGCUACUUUGUACUA